AUGACAGAAGAGAAAAAAGCCAUCCCCGACUACGAGCUCAGCAAGCAUCUGUUUGUGCUGCGAAACCCGUCGCUCAAGGACCUUCAUCCCGAGGCCAAGGAGGCCCUCAUGACGGCCAUCUUUGAUCGCAACCUCGCUGGCGUCUACAAGUCGCUUUACAACUUUGACCAGAGCCAGAGCACAGAAACGUCUGGAGGCGUCGUGGUGGAUGUUCCCGAAGACCAGCAGGGCCAGAUUGGCCACGAGGGAGAGAGCCCCUCCGAGGACGUUGAUAUGGAGGAGGUCAAGGCCGAGGUGGCCGAUGGCAAGACCGUGGAGGAGGUGGAGGAGAAGAUUGUGGAUAGCAAGCCGCAGCCCAUCACACAGAUCAUCGUGCCUGCCAACACUCCGUCCGAGUCGUUGGCUCAGUCCGUGCCUGCUUUCUCCAAAGCCAAGUACGACAAGAUGGUGGCAGCCAAUGACGCACGCGUGGCCGAGCUGAGAGAAGCCAUUGCCCAGGUGGAGAAGGACGACGGCGGAGAACUGGAGCUGCUGCAGGCCCGAGUCAAGCUUGGAGAGUACUACGCCGAGAUUGGCGACCGGUUCAACGCCAUCCUGACCCUGCGAAAGGCCGCAGAGACCACCUCUACUGGUGCCAAGAUCGACAUCCUAUUCACCAUUGUGCGCCUGGGCUUCUUCUACCUCGAUUGCGCCUUUGUGGGCCGAGAACUGGAGGCCGUUAAAGUGCUUAUCGAACGAGGAGGAGACUGGGAGCGACGAAACAAGUACAAGACAUACUGGGGCCUGCACUGUCUGUCAAUCCGAAAGUUCGAGGAGGCUUCCUCGUGUCUCAUUGACUCUUUGUCUACCUUCACCUCUGUUGAAAUCGCCUCCUACGAGGAGAUUGUGGAGUAUGCUAUCAUUGCUGGAGCUGUGGCUCUGGAUCGAGUCGAUCUGAAGCGAAAGAUCAUCGACUCACCCGAGGUGCUGUCUUUGCUGCCCACCACCCCUGCUCUUGGUCCCAUUGCCACUCUCACCAACUCGCUGUACACUGCUGAGUACUCUGUGCUGUUCACCUCUCUGGCCCAGCUUGAGACCCAGUCUCUGCGACCAUCAAAGUACCUGGCACCCCACAGAGCCUUCUACGUGCGGGAGAUGCGACGAAAGGCCUACGCACAGCUUCUGGAGUCUUACAAAACGCUGUCUCUCAAGAGCAUGGCCAAUGCAUUUGGAGUGUCGUCCCAGUUUCUGGACAACGACCUCUCUAAGUUUAUUUCUCAGAACAAGCUCAACUGUGUGAUUGACCGGGUCAACGGUAUCAUUGAGAGCAACCGACCCGACUCCAAGAACGCCCAGUACCAGGCUCUGAUUAAGCAGGGAGACGCUCUGUUGACCAAGCUGCAAAAGUACGGUGCUGCUGUUCGACUGAGUGGUGCUGAGAAGUAA
Yarrowia lipolytica CLIB122 is the source of this 1425-nucleotide messenger RNA. RefSeq lists its product as uncharacterized. NCBI's taxonomy places the organism in Eukaryota, Fungi, Ascomycota, Dipodascomycetes, Dipodascales. Gene Ontology annotation, cellular component: proteasome regulatory particle. The record is from RefSeq and is a predicted model, not a curated record. Gene Ontology annotation, biological process: proteasome-mediated ubiquitin-dependent protein catabolic process.